GCUGUCCUCAACUUCAUCACAGAGGAAAGGACAAAGGGCAGGACCUCGCAUCUGUCCUCUUUGGGUUCCUUUCUGUCGUCCCUGCAUAAAGUGUAUUUAUGUGUGUUGUGUCUCUCCUUCUUGUGUCCACUCCAAGGCUGGGGUGCCGGCCAGUUUGUACACUACUGUAGUGCCACAGCUUAAAAGAGUAGGUGCUCAAUAAAAGUUUUCCUGACUAGGGCCAAGGAUAUAUAGCUCAGUGGUAGAACAUUUGCCUGGCAUUCCUGAGGAUCUUGGUUCCAUCCCUGUGCUGCAGAACAACUCACCAGGUGGUGUGUGGCACUGCCUGAGCACUACAUUCCUUGUUUCCGCUUCACCCACAAGCUACAAUAAGUCAUCACCUUUUUAUACAUGGGACCAUUGUAGGGAUGUCGGGCAGCUGUCCUAGGCUGCACACUGCCCGAGUGCUGGAGCUAGGCACUCAGGCCAGAAUCUGACUCUGCCUCUGAGAAGCAGAUAGGUGAGACCCACUCUCCAGAUGCGGAAAUGAGGUGCAGAGAGGAGCUGGGAGGGGUUCAGUGAAUGGCCACUUGUGGCUUGGAACUUGGGUGAGCUCCUCGCCCUCCAUAGCACUCUGAAUGGGAAGCCUGAGGGGUGCAUGCAUUGUGAGGGGCUCCAUGAAUAAUUGAGAGUUGUGGGCAGGUUGGCCGUCCUGCAGCUGUCCAAGUGACGUGGGUGAGGGAGCAGUGGCCACAUCACUUCCUCGCCUGUAGGGCCACCCAACAGGUUAUAAGGCGUUGGCAGCAGCCGCAGAGCUGAGGACCCGGGUCCCGACACCCUGCCAUGGUGCACUGCGUGCUUGUCCCUGCACUUUUGCUGCUGUUAGGGGCCGCCACUGCCGCUCCCCUGGUGCCCAGGCCCCAUGAGGAGCUGACUCGCUGUCUGGCGGAGGUAGUCACUGAGGUGAUGACCCUGGGCCAGGCCCAGAAAGGACCCUGCACAGCUCUUCUCCACAAAGAGAUAUGUAAGACGGAGCUCUAUGGCUGCAUGCCCCCCAAGGAAGAGGGACUGCUGCAUGGGGACUCCAAGAAGCAGGAAGCUGGGAAGACAAGGUCCAGCCAAGAAGUGAGAGAUGAGGAAGAGGAGGCAACAGAGAGCACCCACAAGGCCGAGGGGCGAGAACAGGCCACCAUCGAGCAGCUCCACAGCCGGCUCUACCAGCAGGAGGAGAAAGAGGACAAGGAAGAAAAGGAGCCCGUGGAGACCGAGGACCUGUGGCAGAAAAGGCUAGAGGGUGGAGAGGGCCCCCAGAAGCGGAUGGCAGAGAAGGGCAGUGAUGAAGAGACAUCCCAGUUUGAGGCAGAGAAGGGUGUGGAGGUGCAGGGUAGGGGCCACAGGCUGUGGCAGGGGGCCGAGAGACAUGCAGACUCAGCGCAUGGUCACCACCACCACCAGCAGCAGCCAGAGGCAGAGGCCAAGCAGGAGGGUGCUUCAAAGCAGGAGGAGCAUGCCAUGGAGCAGCUGGAGCACAUGAGUGACGAGCUGAAGAAGGCCACUGAGAUCCUGGGGGAGGCACUCAGGAGGGAGGGCUGACCCACCUCACCCCUUCCUCUUUCCCCAGCUGUUCUUAGGGCUUAGGACUGUUGACCCCAAACCUGGCACCCCAUCUACCCUAACCUGUAAAGGAGAGAGGAGGGGGCUACCUUGGAACCAAGUGUGAGGGGACAAGUCUGAGCCAGGUGGGGGCUAGGCUUAGAACCACUCAAGGAAACACCUCCAACACCCACCAGACACAC
This is a messenger RNA of Octodon degus (degu), 1775 nucleotides long. It is a transcript of the gene Ccer2, whose product is annotated as coiled-coil glutamate rich protein 2. Lineage: Eukaryota; Metazoa; Chordata; Mammalia; Rodentia; Octodontidae. The record is from RefSeq and is a predicted model, not a curated record. The transcript is spliced from 5 exons. Bases 823 to 1572 code for a protein of 249 amino acids.